AUGUUAAAAAAGCCUAAUAUCACUUAUACAGGUGAAAUUAAUUUGACCAAUAAGUUAGGUGAAGUUCUAGAACUAUUUAUUGCAUCAUAUGAACUAUUCGAAUUAUUCCAACACGUUCAAGAUUCCUUGAAUGAAAAAUAUAUUAAUUGGAUUCAACAAAAUUUUUUCCGAGUUCUUCAUACCGUAUUUAAACUUAUUGGAUGCAAAACAUUGCAGGAUUAUUGUCUCGAAUCAAUCAGCGCUUCAAAAUAUUUUCCAUCGCUUGAUAAAGAGAUACUUUUUGACUUACUUAAAAGGGAUGAUUUACAAGUUGAAGAAAUUGUUACUCCUGGGUUGGAAUUUAAGGGUAAUGAUCUUGCUAAAUGGAGCCAAGAGAAUUUUGAAAAAUUGAAAGAAAAGUUAAGUCAGUACAUUACACUUAUUCGUUUCGUGGGAAUUUCUCGUAUUGAAUUCUUUGAUAAAGUCCUUCCUUAUAAAGCGGCUAUUCCUUUAAAAAUUUAUGAAGAGGUUGAAGAAUAUCAUUAUACCAUAUUAAAAUCAACCACUUUACCGCUCACACAGGAAGAUUGA
Messenger RNA from Funneliformis geosporum, 570 nucleotides. The record is from the annotation of a GenBank genome assembly. NCBI's taxonomy places the organism in Eukaryota, Fungi, Glomeromycota, Glomeromycetes, Glomerales, Glomeraceae.